GGCCGCGGGUGCGGAGCGCUGCGCCGGCCGCCCUCUCGCAAUAUGCCUCCGCUGCCCCCGGGCUGCUCGCCAUGCCGGGCACCUGCGGGCGCCUCUCCGCGCUGCUCCCGGGGCUGGCGGCCGCGCUGCUGCCCGUGCUGCUGAUGCUGAUGAUGGGGCGGCCGCCCCCCGCCGGCGCCGCCGCCGCCACCCGCCCGCAGCAGCAGCAGCAGCGAGCGGCGCUGCCCGGGGGCGCCCCCGCCGCGGCAUCAGGAUCUGUUUUUACCCUAAAAGUUCAAGUAAAUGACAUCAUCAGCCAUCAGUACCUGCGCCAAGCAGUGGUCGAGGUGUUUGUUAACUACACCCUGACAAAUUCUACUCUCACUGGGAACAACGGAGCAGUGUUGAUAAAAGUCCCCUACAAACUGGGAUUAAGCUUAACUAUUGUCUCAUACAAGGAUGGCUACCUGCUGACACCUUUGCCUUGGAAGACUGCGAGGAUGCCAAUCUACUCGUCCGUGACGCUCUCAUUAUUCCCACAAAGUCAAGCUAAUAUAUGGCUGUUUGAAGAUACUGUCAUAAUUACUGGAAAACUGUCUGAUGCCAAAUCUCAACCGAGUGUUCAGUUUCCAAAAUCUUUAAUGAAGCUUCCAACAAAUCACAUUGCAAAUCUUACAGCCUAUCUGACAGUGCCAGAGCAAUUUUUGAAAGUGGACAGCUUUCUCUAUACAACAGGAAUUAUUCUAAAUAAAUCAGGUUUCAAAAGCAUGGAAUUAACUCCUCUGGCUGCCAUAUGUGUAAAUGUUCUUUUGGCUGGGAAAGAACUGAACAUAAAGGGUCCCAUUCAGGUCACCCUUCCUCUUCCCACAACUGCUGUAAAAUCAGGAGAUGCUGUACCUGCCUGGACAUUUGAUAUGAAAAUUGGUGCUUGGGUAAACCGUGGGCUAGGAGUGGUGAAGGAAGUGGAUGGCCAGUUAGUAUGGACAUACACUGCUCAGCACUUGGGCUACUGGAUAGCAGCUCCACUGCCUGGAGCAAAAGAAUCCAUCAUUAGUGCUGUUUCCAAGGACAUAACAGCCUAUCACACCGUGUUCCUUACGGCCAUACUGGGAGGAACUGUUGUCAUUAUCAUUGGAUUUUUUGCUGUUCUUCUUUGUUACUGCAGGGAUAAAUGUCGUCGGACACAGAAGAAGGAAAAAAACUCAACCAAGCUGGAGGUCAUAAAAAAAGACCAGACAACGUCAACAACUCACAUAAAUCACAUCAGUGCUGUCAAAGGGUCUUUAAAGCUGGAGGAUAAGUCACAGUUAUAUACACCGAAGAUUUCUUCAUACAGCCCUCAAAGGAGAAUGUCCAUGGACACAGAGGAUGGAAAAUCACAAGACAAUUUUAAAAUCUACUCAGAGGAUGCUUCUUAUCAGUCAUCCUGUCAGACUGGUCAGGCAGGAAAUUCAGCCCAUUCAGUGGAGCCUAGUGCUGGAGUGAGGCUUUUACAGCAGCCAAAGCACAGUAACAGUACUAUUUCCCAGGCUCCUAGGGACAUUUCAGACCAAAACAGGUACCUUACACUGAAAGAGGAGAUGUACGGCCUUUCCCAUAUCCCAGAACAUCUAAUGCAUAUUUACAAUCAGCCUAUUGCUAUUCUUCAAACCUCAGACCUUUUCCACUCCCCAGAACAACUGCAUCCUGCUAAAUCAGCAACUUUGCCAAGGAAAGGGCAGCUGGUGUACGGCCCCAUGAUGGAGCCCAUGAAUCGGGACAGUUACAUGCAAACACUCCCCAAAAUGCCAGGGCACUCUCAUCCCCAGCCUUCUGCCUGCAGAGAUGAGAACAGUCCCCUGGAUGGUGAAGAGGGCUUGCCUUCCCAAGCACCCAACUGGGGCAGGUACACCAACAGCUUACUGGAAUCUGUCUCUGUUCCUGGGACACUGAACGAAGCAGUUGUAAUGACUCCGUUUUCAUCUGAACUUCAAGGGAUUUCAGAGCAAACGCUGCUGGAGCUCUCUAAAGGAAAACCAUCUCCACAUCCUCGAGCAUGGUUUGUGUCCUUGGAUGGAAAGCCAAUUGCUCAAGUGAGGCAUUCUUUCAUAGAUCUGAAAAAGGGCAAAAAAACUGAGAGUAAUGAUACCAGUCUGGACUCUGGUGUGGACAUGAAUGAGCAUCAUCCUAACAGGAAACUGGAGAGAGAGAAAACUUUCAUUAAAAGUAUGCCACAUUCUAAGAUUCUUUACUUGGAAGAUCUGGAUCUGAGUAGCAGUGAAAGUGGGACCACUGUUUGCACUCCAGAGGACCAGGCAGUGAGACACAUUAUGGAAGGAGGGAACAGGCCAGUCCUAGAACAACAUAAUGAGGAAGGUCUAAGGAAAAAAUCUCUGCCAGGAAGUCAUGAAUCUGGUAUCCCUUCUGCUAAAAAAAGGGAUAGACCACCUCUCAUGAAAAGAGAUAGCAAAACCAAUAUCUGGAAGAAAAGAGAGGAGAGGCCGCUUAUUCCUAUAAAUUAAAACACAGUGUGCUUUGUGCUGUCGCUCUCCCUGCUGGUUGUUGAUCUCUUGCCUGCUUCUGUAAUUCUGCAGUGUUGGGUUUACAAGGGAAAAGUUGCUUUCUACAAGUAUCAAGAAAAGUUUCAUUUUUUAAUGUAAAGAUUGAGUUACCAAACUUCAGCUGGGCAACUGAUAUUCCAUGUGAAUUGAAAAUAGGGAAAUGCUACUAUUAAACUUUUCCAGUUCCUAAUUUUACUGGCAGUAUGAGGAAGGCCCACAUUUUACUUAGCCUGUCAUUCUUGGACACACCUUUGGGAAUGCACAAUGAGAAAUGUAGGCACAUGAUUUAAUUUUUUUGUACUUGUUGCUAUUGCAAUGGUAGCCUAGUUAAAGCCAUUCCUAGCCUUGUUCCUAAUCAACGUGACCAUCUGUACAGUAUUUUAUAUGUGAACUUUUCUAGCUAUCUGCUACUACUCCUUUGUACAAUGUGAAAUGUUUCAUCCGUUGCUCCCACGACACCAGCAGAUGAGCUCUGCUGGAUUUAUCAGCAGAGCUCUAUAGCAUUACUGCCCUCCCUGUGUGCCCAUCCAUGUGCAAUCCCAUACAACACUGGGGGAAGGGGAAGUCUACAAGUGUGGCCACUGCAGUUCAUGGUCCCCACUACCUUAAGGUGUUGCCCAUCUGCUUUGUUUAGACCUGCUUUGUUACGCCCCGUGGAUUUUGAAGACUGGCGUGGGCUGUGAAGGGUCCAUGUCCAGCAGAAAAGGACUGGUUCUGGUAGCAUUUGGAGCUGCAGCUACUCCUGAUCCCAGUGUCUUGUUUUGGCUUCUUUGUCAGCGAACAUCUUCUCUUCUCUAUGCUGUUGGGCCAGCUGUGCUCCAGAAUAGAGCCUUGAAUCUCUGCCUAUUUAUAACUGAGAGUUUGGCCCAUGAUGAAGAAGUGUGCAGGAUUAGACAAAUUAUGCCUUGGAAAGAGUUUCUUGAGCAGGAAAGCUUGGCACCAUUGCUUUUUAUUUUAUGUUUAAAACAAUGGGAGAUUAUUCGAGGUUUAUGUGCCUACAUUUUGCCAGCCUGAGCUGCUUUUGUCUAGGUUUGCAGAGGAGUUAAACAAGUUAAACAGGUUUUAAAAGUUGGGGGGGGGGGGGAAGGUUAUGAGCAUGAGACAGCAGAUUGCAAAAAUUUGGUUUAUAAUACAAUAUAAAUACUAUUUAUGACUCAUCUUAGAGUUAAAUUUACCAAAAGUCAUGAAUGCAUGAAUUGUAACUAAGAUAUGUAUAGAGGAAGGAAAGGCCAACAGAAUAUUCUUUAAUUUUAAUGCCCACCUUGUCAAAGUGAUCAUUUGAACUUUGGCUAACAGAAAAAUGGAUGCAUCUCUUAAUGUGCUUCAUAUAGUAAACAGAAUGUAUUUCUGUGGCUUUGAGGCUGUUUUCCUGGUGAAAUAAGUUCCAGCAUUUUGGCUUUAGCAGUUUGAUUAUAAAUCAUCCUAACAAGGCUUUCUAAAUAUUUCCCCUAGAGCUUGUUUAAAGGUCUGUACCAAGAUCCAAACAUACAAUGCCUAUAUAUGAAUUGUGAGGUGAGUGGUGCUUGGUUGUCUGCCCUGUAGUGCACUCAAGAGUUGGGAAGUAUCCUAUGCAGCUGGGCUUCUGGGAAUAUUUACUCAGGAAAUAUUACUGUGAAAUAUGUCUGUGGUGUUGGGAUUGUCAGUUGUCUGUUGCUGUUUCUAGAAGAAUAUGGAAGGUAACCAGGAUGGUACCAGCAAUGCAUCAUUCCAAAGUGAGUAUUUGCUUCACGAACAAAAUGUUCCUAUUGAAUUCACGAGAAUGAAAGUGCAAAUAAAAAGUGUGUGUGAAAGUGUGUGUGGUGGGUUGAUCUUGGCUGGAUGCCAGGUGCCCAUCAAGCUGCUGUAUCACUCCCCUUUCCCAGCUGGACAGGGGAGAGAAAAUAAGAUGGAAAGCAACUCCUAGAUUGCGAUAAAGCAGUUUGGUAAGGCAAAAGCAAAAGUUUGCAUGUGCACAAAGAGGAAAAAAAUAGGUUUGUUCUGUACUUCUCAUCAGCAAGCAAUGUGUGGCUGCCUCUUGGGAAGCGGGGCUUCAACACUUGUAGUGGUUGCUCCAGAAGGCAAACCUUGUAGGUAACAAAUAUCCCCACUUCCUCCUCCUUUCCUUAGCUUUUAUAUCUGAGCUGAUGUUACGUGGCAUGGAAUAUCCCUUUGGUUAAUUUGAGUCAGCUGGCUUAGUUGUGUCCCCUGCCAGGAUCUUGCCCACCCCUAGCCUGCUGGUUGGCAGGGAAUGCUGAGAGUCAGCACUGAUGCUGUGCCAGCCCUGCCCAGCAGUGGCCAAAACACUGGUGUGUUAUCAACACCUUUCCAGCUCCCAAGGCCAAGCACAGCGCUGGGAAGGCUGCUAUGGGGAAUGAACUCGUCCUCAGCCACACCCAGUAUCCAUGGGCAUCACCAUCACAGGUGGGAAUCUCAGCUCCUGUGCCUGGAGCGCCUCCUCCUCCUCCUUUGGCACUGACCUGGUGUCUGCAGAGUUGUUUCUCUCACAUGUUCUCACCCUGCUCUUCUCUUGCCACAAUUACAUCUGCACGGUAACUUCUUUUCCUUCUCAAAUCUGUUACCACAGUCACCAUCAUUUCUGACUGGCCCAGCCUUGGUCAGCAGCGGCUCUCUCCUGGAGCUGCUGUCAUUGGCUCUGCUGGACAUCAGGGAAGCUUCUGGCAGCUUCUCACAGAAGCCACCCCAGUAGACUCCCCUGGCCAGCCAAACCCAAUACACAUGGUAAAGCAACUGUCCCCCUGCAACCCCUGGAGUGCAGAUAUCCACCUGCAGCCUGUGGAGGCUAUGAACCCAUGGGAAAGCUGUGCUGCAGCAAGCUCCUGGCAGGAGCUGUGGAGAGAAGAGCCCCUGCUGCAGCAGGUAUCCUGGAAGUACCAGUGGGCCUGUUGGGGACUCACACUGAAGGCAGGCUGUGCCUGAAGGACUGCACCCUGUGGAAGAGUGAGUGAGCCAUGCUGGAGCAGUUUGUGGAGAACUGUUGUUCCUGAGAAGGACUCAAGUUGGAGAAGUUCAUGGAGAGCAGCCUCCUGUGGGAGGGACCCUGUGCUGGAGCAGGGGAAGGACCUCUGUCCUUGAGGAGUGGCAGAAACCACGUGUGAUGGACUGACCCAUUCCUGUCUCAGAAACCCAUUUUUGUCUCAGAAACCACACAUGAUGGACUGACCCAUUCCUGUCUCCCUGUGUCACUGAGGGGAGGAAGUAGAGCUGGGAAGGAGGGAGGGGUGGAGGGAAGUUGUUUCUAUGAUUUAUUUCACUUGUCAUUAUCCUGAUCUGGUUGUGUCAGUAAUAAAUUCAGUUAAUAUCCCCUAGGUGAGUGAGUCUGUUCUGCCUGUGACAGUAUUCAGUGAGUGAUCUCUCCCAGUCCUUGCCUCAGUUCAUUGGAUUUUCUCUCCUCUGUCCACUUUGUGGAAGGGAUUGGUAAGAGUGGCUUUGGUGGGUGCCUGGCAUCUAGCCAGGGCCAAACCACUACAGUGUGUAAAUACGUCUGUAAUUAAAUUGGCCUCAAGAACCUAAAAGAGGUUUAAUUCUGAUUCACCUAUUUCAGAUUUGAAAAUGGCUUGUCAUAUUAGCAUGCCUUUGGUUCUCUUUCUAGGUAACAGGCAUUUUGUUUUCCAGCACCAAAUACAUUUUCGCAAAAAACCUUUUUUUAACGUACAGUCCUACUGGAUUUUUUUUAUAUGACUUUCUAGGCCCAUAUAUUGAUAAUUUCAUCCUUUGCAUUGUUGUAUACAUUAGUAGGAAUCAAUUUAUAUAUGCACAUUUCUUCUGAAAGCUGCCCUUGAGGUUCAAUAUUGCCCUGUUUGCAGAGUUGCAUUGGUCUUGAUGGCUCCCUUUUCAACAAGAGAUUAUUAUACACUCUGUUGAACAUAAUAGGAAAUCCCUGACAAGCUAAUGGUUUUGAGGAAUUCAUAUUAAGUUCAUAUGCCUUUGCUUUAAAUUUUGUUCACCUACAGUAAUAUUUCAGAUUUUUAAUGCAUUUUUCAUUGUAUAUACCAAAAAAGACCUAAUUUCUCAAACUUACUUGUAUCAUCAAAAAUACAGACUACUAUAAAUGGCUUUAUUUAUGUGAAUUCAAAGGAAACAAGUUUGGCACUCCAUUGUUUUCAUUCUCUGACAGAACAGGUAUCUGGUCGUUAAAGAAAAAGGAUUAGAAAUCCAACUCUAAAAUUAUUAUGAUUUAUAUUCAUACAGAAUAUUUCCAAAUAUAUCAGUCUUCACAUUCCAGCUGUAUGCUGGAAUUUAUGCACUGGAAAUACCUGUAUUGCCUGCUAGAGAUUAGAAUUCUAUUUGGCUUUAGAUCAUUUAAAGGAGUUUGACUAUACUGAGCUCUACAAAUUUUAAUUCCACAAUGCAUUCUACAUGAUGUCUAACAUGUGGAGAAGACAGAAUGUCACAGUGAAGCGUCACAAAUGAAUGGAUUUCUAUAUUUCUCUUUAUGAUUUCAGCAUAUGAAUUUAUAGGAAUCACUGAAUUUAUUUUUUAGGGUUUUUUUUUCUGUUGGCUCUUUGUGGCAUUAACAGACAGUUAAAAUGCUGGUGCCAGAAUUAGGCCUAUACAAAAAUUAGCAAGGAUCCGUGGCACACAGCUCUUGGAAAGGCUGAGGAAAUAUUCAGAGGUUUUCACUUCUUUGAAUCUGGAGGUUGCUUACCUUGAGAAUAAGAAGGGAGAAAUGUCUGUGAGGACACAGGAGAGGGGAUACAGCUUCUUUCUGAUGCUAUUUUGUAAACUGAUAUGUGUUUGGGCUUUGGUGGAAUCAAUUCUUUCUGAAGAACACAAAUGUUUGCAACACUUAUGUCUCAGUUCUUCACAAGGCACUUCUUGAGCUGUCAGCUUUUGCAAGAAAAGCCCUUAUUUAUGUACAUACAGUUUUAAGUGCAAGCUCAUUGACAGUAAUUUUUAGAUUGUUACCAAAUGAUAGAUAUUAGGGAUGAAAAAAAAAAAAAAGGUGGGGGAAUCACUUAAAAAUCACAUUUGAUUAAGAGAAAAAAGUCUUUCUAGUGCAAUCAGGAAAUAGAGCUCUGGUAUUACAAACCUGAAAGUAAAAAUUAUGUGUUGAUUAGGAACAUUAUUUACCACCAUAAAGCUAGAGGGGACGCACCAAAAAUAAUCCAGGAUGUAGGAAUGUUUAGUUGUCUCCUUUGUUUUUAUGCAGUAAUUUGUACCAAAGAGGAUGAAAUGAACUGGCACCAGUAUAAAUUCUUGUUAGUUAAAAAGUGACAAAGUUUCACAACACUACUGAUCAAACACUGUGCAAAUGAAAAGGCAGUGCACUACAUCUGUUGUCUAGUGCAUUACAUUAGGAAAUUCUGGAGAUAAAUUAGCCUGCUGAAGUGCCUUUCUCUUUCAUCUGACCUAUUUUAUCAGUGGGACACCUGACUAUCUGAAAAGCACAUUAUGGUUUUAUUUUCUGUUAGCCAAAACCCCCUGAAUUCAUAAAAUUAUGUAGCUUUAAUAAUAUUUUAAGAGGCAGAUCUAGUGCUUUUUAUGUUGGAAUACUGACUUCUGCAUGUCGAUGAUAACGGUAGUUGUUGUAAAACCUAGUUUUGAUAUUUUAUGUUUGAAAAGAAAUUUUAAAAAAUAUAUCUUUAGCAAUCUGAACAGUAGUGUCUUUUAAAAAUGCUCAUAUGGGAUCUGAUUCAACUUUGUGUGUCAAGUGCAAGCAUCUUGAAGUCACUGGAUUUACAGGUAUGAAACUGACUGGGAUAUUAACUUCAAAAAUGAAAUAACUUAUGUUUAUAAAUAAACACUUUUAAUGAUAAAAGUCCUUUUUUCAGCUGCUAACUUUGCUUGUCAGAAGCAGCAGAAAUUGUAUGGAGAUCGGUAUGUGAUUCUUAUUUUCUAGAACCAAUUUGUAUCUCAAUUUGGAGCCUAACCUGCAUUGGUUUUUAAUAGCUUUUUAAUUUUUUUUUAAUUCAGUGGUAUUAUGAGAACACAGUACUAUGCCUACAGAGCUAAAGGUGAGCAUUCUUUUAUAGUAAUUUGUACUAAUUUGUGCCAUACUUCUAGCAGUAGGCAGCUACAUUUGUGUUAAAGAGUUUAUAUGAAAGGUGAUUUAAAUGACUUGAAUCUGAGCUUUGUUUCCUUUUAAAAGCAGUAUUCAUUGUGUUCUGAAAAGAUUCAGGUUUUUUGUUAAGACUGGCAGGGCAAAACUCUGCCAUUCUUUGUUUUGCUAGCAUGCUCAGCCUGAAAACUGUUUUACCAAAUGAAUUUUUUCAGUCAGUUUCAGGACUUACUGAACAUUCCUAUAGUCCCCCUCCCCAAAACAUCCUGGUACUUUAUUCCACAGGUAACGGAUUUAGUUCCUUUGAAGCACUUGUUGCACUUCAGUCCAUGUCAGAACAGUACUAUUUUUACAUGUCACUGUGUAGAAAGGCAGUUUUUAGUGCUCAUUAGAGCACGUUACUCAUGCAAAGCCUGGCUCUGGGUGUUGCAAGGCAGGUGAACUCAUGGCCCUGGCUGUGCUCACCACCUUGAAUUCUGGAGCCUCAUGUUCAACAAAUGCUUCAUGACCUCAGCAAUUAUUUUCAAAAACUCUCUAGUAUGGAUAUUGUUUAUGUAAAACAUUCCUGAUAUUCGGCAUCCUGGUUUUAAGUAUUUCUACCUUUUUAUAUUUUGUCAGAGGUGUCUUUUCAUCUCUGUAUUUACUACAGUAUCAGUGUAUCUGUUGCUGAAAAUGUAACUAAGGUUUGUAAAAUGUUACAGCUUAUGCAAUAUAAUAAAAAUUUGAAAAAGUUAUC
This is a messenger RNA of Haemorhous mexicanus (house finch), 9253 nucleotides long. It is a transcript of the gene FAM171B, whose product is annotated as family with sequence similarity 171 member B. The transcript is spliced from 8 exons. Bases 72 to 2480 code for a protein of 802 amino acids. Lineage: Eukaryota; Metazoa; Chordata; Aves; Passeriformes; Fringillidae. The record is from RefSeq and is a predicted model, not a curated record.